Molecule: messenger RNA, 1716 nt
Organism: Fusarium pseudograminearum CS3096
Lineage: Eukaryota; Fungi; Ascomycota; Sordariomycetes; Hypocreales; Nectriaceae
Exons: 3
Coding region: 1-1716 (571 amino acids)
Source: RefSeq, a predicted model, not a curated record
AUGCUCAUGGCUAUUAGUGACGAUCCCAACCUUGGACCCUUGUAUAACCAACAACGAAGGAUCCUAGAGCUCUGGGAAAGAUUUAACGAGAUCUACCCCGAUGGUAGUCAACCAGGCCAGAUGAAAACCAUACCGACAAUUCAGACGCUCUACCAAGCUAUCGAUCAAGCUCAGACAGCAUGGCAUGAUAAGCAAGCUCGAGGACUCCGACCUAUACGGGACAAGUUCUUUAACUUUGCGGAAACAAUGAGCGAGUAUUCCUAUCUCUUCAGCAUUAUUCCCAACGGCGACAAGUAUACAAGUCUCAUCACUGGAGUAGUAUCAUCCGUUGUGAAGGUGCUUUGUUGUGUCCGAAGCGUCGAGGUAGCCGAGGGUUUUUCAGAAGCACUUUCAGAUGUCAGCGACCAUCUUCGAUCCGUCAAGAAAAUCUCAAAGGGAGCAGACAGUCAUGAUAUGCGCCUGCACGUCAUCAAACUCUACUGCGAAGUAUUUGAACUCCUGUGUCACGCUCUCACAUGGUUCACCAGCAAGCGAAAGCGCAUAGGUGCUGCUUUCAAGAAGAACUUUUACGAUGACACGGUAGUUAGUCUCUUGAAUCGAAUACAAAAGAUCGUCACCGCCAUCGAUCGAGAAGCAAAUUAUAUCUCUCAUGGCCAAGUGCGUGAGAUUUACGAGAGAGUGCUGGAUACCAAACUGGAAGAUCGACUACGUUCAGUAGGUAUUCAGAGUCGAAGAGAUGGGGAGACAGCUAUCGAGGGAAAACUUGGGAGGGUGAGAGAGGCAGUAGACUGUUCUGAUGAUACGGCAAGCCGAUUAGAGGUAGAAGAAGCUGUUAGUCCGGCAGCCUUGGUGGAGACAUCCUCAUCAGAUGAGCCGAUGACAUCUGAAAGUGAGGAUAGUCUUGUUGAAAGUAUCGACUCGGAAGAUGAUCUGGAUUACUGUUCGAGAUUUGAGGUGGAGCGAUUUACAUCUCACCUUGGUACUUAUCGGGAAUUUAUCAGGAUGAUGCCAUCCUCUACACGAGGCGAAGUGGUGAAGUCUCUCCCCGACGAGGUGUUGCUAAGGGUAAAAGGAUGGAUUGAUGCCCCGGAAUCCAAAACCAUAUGGAUCCAGGGCAUCCCCUCCUCACAGCAAGACUCGGUCGUUUCUCGCACAGCUCUCAGGAUAUACGAAGUGAGCACUGAGGCACGUUUGCCAUGUAUCGUGUUCUUUUGCCAGCCUCGAUAUUCUUUCGCAAAGGAGAAGAAUCUGACUCAGAAGGACGCUUCGUUGAUUGCCUUUUUAUAUGGUAUUGUCAAUCAGCUGGUCCAUCUCCUCCCGACACAGUUCCAGGCUACAGAGGAGCUAGUACAGGAGAAGUUUGAUCGUCUAGAUGGCAGCAAACAGAGUAUCGCCGCUGCAUUGGAUCUUGUUCGUGUACUGCUCGAUCACGCACCCUCUCCCCUGAUCUGGGUGAUAGAUGGCUUGCAGUUGGUCGAAGACAGAACGUCCAUGCCCUUUCUCCAAACCUUUCUGGGAAUACUCAAAGAGCAAAAGACAAAGCGCAUCUCAAAAGUCUGCUUCACUACACAGGGAAACUGUGCUGUACUGGCACGUGGGCUUGACUUUAGGGAACGGGUUGAUGCGACCAGGACAAUCUUCAGCAGGCCAGAAGGAUCUGUCGCUAUGCUAGCAGCCAGACCUUUUGCUACGGCGUCGAAAGGACGAAUGUAUUGA